CCCUAACUAACGUAUCUUCUUCUUUAUCAUCUUUCAAUUAAAAUACCAAAAAGAAGAUCAAAAUAUAUCCAUUAGAGCAUAAUUAAUUCAAUGGACAAUAAUUAUCUUUGGGAGAUCUUCACUAAUAACAAACAAAAUAUUAGUGAAGAUCAUGUUGAUCAUCACCACCACCUACUUCAGAUUCAGAUUCCUAAUUUCCAAUUAAAUGGAUUUUCCCAACAAGAUAAUCAAGAUCUCAUAAAGGAUCAUGUUGGUUCAUCAGUUAUUACGUCUCAAUUCCAAACAAGUUGUGAUCAGCUAUAUAAAUCUUCAACCGUCAACACAAAUACUUCAACUAUUACGCCUCAACUCCAAACAAGUAGUGAUUGUUUAUGUAAAUCUUCAUUCAGUACGAAAAGUACAAUUACGCCUCAGUUCCAGACAAGUUGUGAUCGGCUGUAUAAAUCUUCAGUCAACAGAAGUAGUACAUCAAUUAUUACGCCUGCUCAACUCCAGACAAGUUGUGAUCGACUAUAUAAAUCUUCAGUUGAUACUGAAAGUACUAAUCUUGAUAGGACUAAGGAGGGGUUAAGAAGUCAUGAUGAAUCAAAUAAGCUCAAGAAAGCUGUGCAUAGAAAUACUGAAAGGCAUAGAAGACAAGAAAUGGCAAAUCGUGUUACUUCUCUAAGAUCUCUAAUUCCCAUUGAGUUCAUCAAGGGUAAACGUUCAGCAUCAGAUCAUAUGCAUGCAGCUGUGAAUUAUAUAAAGUAUCUUCAGAAGAAUAUACGAGAGUUGGAUAAUACAAGAAAAAAGAUUAUUUCAUUGGAUGAUCAAAACAAAAGUUCAACAAUUAUUACUACUUUUCAGCAAAAUAAUAAUUGUAUCACAGUGAAUAAAUGUGAAGAUGGCAUGGAGAUUUUGAUUAAUGUCAAUAAUAGCCAUAAAGAGGAAAUAUUUUCUUUGUCCAAAGUGCUGAGAUGGCUACUUGAACAAGGGCUAAAUGUGGUUAGUUGUGAUAAUUCCAAACAAGAUGAAAGGACUUUAAUCAGGAUCCAAUGUCAGGUGAGUGAUAUAUCAUCAGGUCUCACUGUAGUUGGGCUGCAAAAGAAACUGACUGAUGUGAUUAAUUAGCGCAGAAAAAA
This is a messenger RNA of Solanum verrucosum, 1121 nucleotides long. Its product is annotated as transcription factor bHLH55-like. Lineage: Eukaryota; Viridiplantae; Streptophyta; Magnoliopsida; Solanales; Solanaceae. The record is from RefSeq and is a predicted model, not a curated record. Gene Ontology annotation, molecular function: protein dimerization activity; RNA polymerase II transcription regulatory region sequence-specific DNA binding; DNA-binding transcription factor activity, RNA polymerase II-specific. Bases 91 to 1110 code for a protein of 339 amino acids. The transcript has 3 exons. Gene Ontology annotation, cellular component: RNA polymerase II transcription regulator complex. Gene Ontology annotation, biological process: regulation of transcription by RNA polymerase II.